Molecule: messenger RNA, 846 nt
Organism: Didymosphaeria variabile
Lineage: Eukaryota; Fungi; Ascomycota; Dothideomycetes; Pleosporales; Didymosphaeriaceae
Exons: 2
Coding region: 1-846 (281 amino acids)
Source: RefSeq, a predicted model, not a curated record
AUGGCGGCUCCAGUACCUCCUCCAAUGCCCAUGGCUCCGCCCCCUCCUCCUUCUCCGCCAUAUAAGCCGACCAGAUCUCGCGAUCUACGUAUCCCGGACGACGAGUACAAGGAGGCUUCAGCACCAGCAGAUCUGAUACCCGUCCGAUACUCUGGAGAGUCACUGCUCGACACCGGCCGUGUCGUCCGCAUCACGCCCUUCAAACGGAACGUGCUCGUGACCACCCACCGCGCCCAGAUCGCCGACUUUGAAGAGGCCAAGUGGAUGAUUCAGCAUGGCGCCACUGACGUCUGGUACCAGAAGCCCAAGCGUUCAUGGCUACGUCAACAGGAAACACUUGAAGCGUCGGGGCAGGACACCGAAGAGCUUCAAGCCCUGGACAAUGCAAGACCUGUCAGCCUUGAGACUCCACGUAUAUGGGCCUCCUCUGCGCUUGUCACACCGACGGACGACGACAUCUUUGAUUGCACUGCGGGACACACCAUCGAUGAUGCCUUCUCGGGCGCCUGCCCAAUCUGCACGGAUGAGAAGAGCGAAGCGUUGGACGGAACUCCGUUGAUCUAUUAUGUUGUCCUCUCUACUUGUCAAGCUAGCGAGCCGUUCAUCCAUGGCGCUCACUUCAACGGCAGACAGAUCUACAGAUUGAUCCGAUGUGGUAGUCGAGAUGCUGCGGUGGCCGAAGCCUUCUAUGCAUCGGGCGUCAAUGGGUGGAGUGCUGCAUUCAGCUGUGUCAUGCGGGCCGAUAAUGAGCUUGAGGGAAGUGAGGAAAAGAUCAAGAGAGUUGAUGAGCUAUGGAUGCUAGGUGAAGAGGAUGAAGAGGAUGAUUGCACGAGAGUGUUCUUCUAA